AUGGAGGAGGACGAAACUGCAGACCACGUUAUCUAUGUAGUUACACUUUUCUACCCACCAAAAGGUGGAGCGACAACCUUGAAGCAGGAUAGGAGGCAAGGAUGUCGGCGCACGCCUAAUACGAAGAAAAAGAAGAAGAAGGUUGAUAACAACCAUUGGAUUGGUAGCCAAACAAAAGAGAAGAAGGUUUUCUGGAUUUUCGUAAUGUUAUUUGUUGUAUCAAGUUGCCAGUAUCCUAAAUCUCGGGAAAACAAUUACCCGAAGUUUCCAAAUUACAGAGAAACCAAAAUUGUGAAGCAAGAAAGUAACAUAGGACUCCCAAAUUACAAUUUCUCUUAUGAAACAAGCGAUGGAUCUCGAAGAGAAGAAGCGGCAGUACUCAAAGAUACCGGUAAUAAAAAAGAAGCGGUACUGGCUGUUAGCGGUUCAUAUACUUACGUAGGUACAGACGGUGUGACUUAUAAAAUUACCUACGUUGCCGACGAGAAUGGUUACAGGGCCUCCGGAGAACAUUUGCCAACAAAUAAACAAUAGUACAGUUUAUGUCAAAUUUUAUUUAUUUUUAUUAAGUAAUAAAGAGUUGAGCAAAUAA
This is a messenger RNA of Diorhabda carinulata, 592 nucleotides long. Its product is annotated as larval cuticle protein 65Ag1-like. Bases 1 to 534 code for a protein of 177 amino acids. The record is from RefSeq and is a predicted model, not a curated record. The transcript has 5 exons. Gene Ontology annotation, cellular component: chitin-based extracellular matrix. Gene Ontology annotation, molecular function: structural constituent of chitin-based larval cuticle. NCBI's taxonomy places the organism in Eukaryota, Metazoa, Arthropoda, Insecta, Coleoptera, Chrysomelidae.